Molecule: messenger RNA, 639 nt
Organism: Nicotiana attenuata
Lineage: Eukaryota; Viridiplantae; Streptophyta; Magnoliopsida; Solanales; Solanaceae
Exons: 2
Coding region: 1-639 (212 amino acids)
Source: RefSeq, a predicted model, not a curated record
AUGGCCGACAAGUUUGUCACCGCCCAUGCAAGGGCUAAAAAGGCGGAAGCCAGGGUGAAUGACAUAUUCAUCGUUAGGCAAUCGCCCGGCGAGGGACUCAGGGACUUCCUCACCCGGUUUAACAGGGUAGUAAAAAUACUAUACCAAGGGCACCUGAGGGAACUGAUGAGCGAUCGAGGACGAGCCAACUUCGGUCGCGAACGUGAACAACACCAGGGACCUCCAAAGCCACCCUUCCCCCCUCGUACAAUCCAAAGGAUCAUCAGCGGAGGCGAAGAGGCAUCAAUCAACCAUGUGAAGUUCACCACUACACACAAACUCAAGCGGUCGAUCACUCACGAACAGUACGAUGACCUCGAAGACAGUAUCAUCUUCGAUAAAUCGGGUACCGACGGUUUUACUUUCCCUCAUUUCGAUGCUCUUGUUAUUACUCUACGUAUUUUAGAUACUGAUGUGAAAAAAAUAAUGGUAGACGAUGGAUGCGGCACGUGUAUUAUCCACCCUCUAGUUCUCGUACAGAUGAGACUCGAAGACAAGAUAGUACCGUGUUGCAUAACACUAAUGGAUUUUAAUAAUGCAGUUGAGCGAACCUCUGGAGAGAUAACGCUACCUGUUCUGGCCAGGGGCGUCACCCUAUAA